UUUAAAGGUGCUCGGCACUUUCCGGAGGUUUUCGCCGAUGCUCCGAAUCCGCCGGGGAGGGCUGGGACAGUGAAUGUGGGCUUUUCUGCUCUGCAUCACAACCUGGAAUAAAUACAGAUCCAGAAACACUAAGAUCUGCUGUCGCCUCGAAGAAGCUGCACCGCCACUUCACAGAUGCAGGCUAUUAAAUGCGUGGUGGUCGGCGACGGGGCUGUGGGUAAGACCUGUCUACUAAUCAGCUACACCACCAAUGCCUUCCCGGGCGAGUACAUACCCACAGUAUUCGAUAACUAUUCCGCCAACGUGAUGGUGGAUGGGAAGCCGGUCAAUCUCGGCCUGUGGGACACAGCAGGACAGGAAGACUACGACCGCCUUCGUCCUCUCUCUUACCCACAGACGGAUGUGUUCUUGAUAUGCUUCUCCUUAGUGAGCCCAGCGUCCUUCGAGAACGUCCGUGCGAAGUGGUAUCCAGAGGUGAGACAUCACUGCCCCAACACACCCAUCAUCCUGGUGGGCACCAAGUUGGACUUGCGUGACGAUAAGGACACCAUAGAGAGGCUGCGUGACAAAAAGCUCUCGCCCAUCACUUACCCUCAGGGCCUGGCCAUGGCCCGGGAGAUCGGUGGGUGCUGUGAAGUACCUGGAGUGCUCGGCUCUGACCCAGCGCGGCCUGAAGACCGUGUUUGACGAGGCAAUCCGUGCCGUCCUCUGCCCUCCGCCGGUCAAGAAACAUGGCCGGAGGUGCACACUGUUCUGAAAGCUGGACAGACCACUGGCAGCUUCCUGCCUUCACUACUCAACACUACAGUAACUGUGAAGCGGCCUACACCAACCACUACGAACAGGUUCCGAGACAGGUGCCUCCGUCCCCUGAGGCUUUUCCACAAGGAGAGUAAUAGGUGUGUGUGUGUAUGUAAGUUGUUGGCAUGGCUUGACCCAUAGGAUGACGGUCAGAAGCAUCAUGGUAGAUGGCUGACUAGGUGCCUUUUUUUGUUUUCCCUUUCACACGGUGGCACAACACCCCUUUCACACUGUUUUCUAUGAGGUGUUUUAGUGGUAAAUACAGGUGUGUGUUGACGAGGGGAUGUUUCAGUGUAGCUCCUGAAGGAGGGCGGUAAGGGAAGCACACACACUCACCUACACACAGUUGUAGAAAGCUCACAUUGCCCUGCACAGUGUUACCGAUACGGCUCACAGGUGUGAACGGAGGGUUUAAAACUGUUUAUAUGGCACUUAAACUUAUGAAAGCAUAUUCAAUGUACAUACACGCUUAUAAAUAAAGGUGCUAUAACGUUCUUUGAAAUGAUGUCAUUGGAGAACCACUUUAUGCUCCUGGAAGAGCUUUCAGUCAGCAUCAGUGGGUUCUUUUUUGUGAAGAACCUUCUUAAAGCUGACAUAAUGUGCAGGAUCUACUCCAGUUUAAGCUCCUUCCAAGACAAGAACCCUUCAGGGACCUUUAUUUUUAAAGGCGGUUUCCUCUGAUUUCCCCCAAAUUCCUCUGUAACUCUGUAACUGUGUGUGAGGUGUAAUCAGAGAGAUUCAGAGUGGUUUGGUGUGAAAUGGUUCAGAUGUCUUUACAGUGGUGGUGAUA
This is a messenger RNA of Colossoma macropomum (tambaqui), 1591 nucleotides long. It is a transcript of the gene rac3b, whose product is annotated as Rac family small GTPase 3b. Gene Ontology annotation, biological process: cortical cytoskeleton organization; motor neuron axon guidance; actin filament organization. Gene Ontology annotation, cellular component: cell cortex; cytoplasmic vesicle; cell projection. Gene Ontology annotation, molecular function: GTPase activity; protein kinase binding; GTP binding. Bases 175 to 687 code for a protein of 170 amino acids. The transcript is spliced from 6 exons. The record is from RefSeq and is a predicted model, not a curated record. Lineage: Eukaryota; Metazoa; Chordata; Actinopteri; Characiformes; Serrasalmidae.